AUGGAGGCCCAGUGCAAGGAGGCGGCCGCCCUGGUGAAAAAGAUCGCCAGCAUCCACGCCGCCCUCUCCAAGCUGCCGCCCCUGAGCCCGUCUUCCGACGCCGACGCGCUGUUCACCACGCUCGUCGCCGCGUGCGUCACGUCGAGCCCCGCCGUCAAUGUCACGUCGCUGGGCCCCGAGGCCGGGAGGAUGCGUGACGACCUCGUCCGACUCUGCGCGGACGCCGAGGCGCGCCUCGAGGCACAAUGCGCCGACGCGCUCGCCGCCCUCGACGGCGACCCGCUCGACCACCUGGGGCGCCUCUUCCCGUUCUACGACAGCUACGCCCGCCUGGGCGAGCUGGAGCACGCGCUCUUAUCCCGGCACGCGCCGGACCACCUCGCCGUGCCCGCGCGCGUCGCGUUCCUCGGGUCGGGCUCGCUGCCGCUCAGCCCGCUCCUGGUCGCCGCGCGCCACAUGACGGACGCGGCCGUCGACUGCUACGACCGGUGCGCCGCGGCCAACGACCGGGCGAGCAGGCUGCUGCUGCGCCCGCGCGCCGACGACGACGAGAAGCGUGGCGGCCUGGCCGAACGCAUGUCGUUCCGCACGGCCGACGUCGAGGACCUGACGCGCGAUCUCGCCGCGUACGACGUGGUCCUCCUGGCGGCGCCCGUCGGCGUGUCGCCGGGGCAGAAGGCACGCGUUGUGGCGCACCUGGGCGAGCACAUGGCGGAUGGCGCGGUGCACGUCGCGCGGAGCGCGCACGGGGCACGCGGGUUCCUGUGCGCCGUCCUGGAACCCGCGGACGUCGCCCGGGGCGGGUUCCAGGUGCUGGCGGUGCACCACCCCGACGACCGCCAGGUGAUCAACUCCAUCAUCGUCGCCCGUAAGGUGGCGGCUGUGGGUGGACUCUCCCAGCUCGCGCCGCCGGUGUUGAGCCCGCCGUGCAAGUGCUGCGAGCCAAAGACACCGCGCAGGAGACUGCUGCCGACGACCUGCCACCUCGACGCGAUGAACGAAAUCCGUAGGCGCGCAUGGUAA
Messenger RNA from Triticum aestivum (bread wheat), 1023 nucleotides. RefSeq names its product nicotianamine synthase-like 5 protein. The coding region runs from base 1 to 1023 and encodes 340 amino acids. Gene Ontology annotation, molecular function: nicotianamine synthase activity. The record is from RefSeq and is a predicted model, not a curated record. NCBI's taxonomy places the organism in Eukaryota, Viridiplantae, Streptophyta, Magnoliopsida, Poales, Poaceae. Gene Ontology annotation, biological process: nicotianamine biosynthetic process. The transcript has a single exon.